GGGAAUUGCAGCCACAGGACAGGGAGGUUGCAGCUGUCGAGGGGCUUCAAAUUUGCCUUCUCUGUACCCCUGUGACCCUCCUGAGGUGAACGAAGUGAGGAAAAUUACAGGAAAGGGGAAGGCUGUAUUGUGUGUCCCACAAAACCAGUCCUUGAUGUCACCUGGAAAUACCUGGCAGGCCUCACAAAGCCACCUUUUCUGUCUGCCCAGCCGCAUAAACUAGGCCCAACAUGGCCUCAGGGUCAUCAUACACAAAUAUUGAAGAGGAAGCGAACUGUUCCAUCUGCCUGGAGCUCCUCACAGACCCGGCAACCUUGGACUGUGGUCACAAUUUCUGCCGGGGUUGCAUCACUGGCUACUGUGACAAAUGGGAAAAAUUGGGGGACUUGGAAUGUCCUGUCUGCAAAGCUGCGAUCCAGAAAGGGAAUUUCCACACAAACUGGCAGCUGGCAAACUUAGUAGAAAAAAUUAAAGAAAACCGAUUUUGUACAAGGAAUCCAGGAACAGAAGAGGCUGAUGACCCACAUGAGGCAGUUGUGGUUGCUAGAAAAAGGAGAGUUUGCCAGAAGCACCAGGAACCACUAAAGCUCUUCUGCAAGGAAGAUGAAGCCCUCAUCUGUGUGGUCUGUGACCGAUCCAAGGAGCACAGAGAUCAUGAAACUCUUCCUCUUGAGGAGGCCUCCCAAAAGUACAAGUGGGAAAUCCGCAGAGGAAGAGCCGUGGAUCCUUCCCUUCUCCUUGAUCGAUUCUGCGAUUGUCUGGAGAAGCUGAAGGAGGAGAGAGAGAAAAUUCUGGCAUGUAAAGCGGAUGUAGUGAAGGAAAGCCAAGACCUGCUCAACCAAACCACAGAACAGAAACAAGAGAUGGUAGCCAAGUUCAGGGAACUGCACACUUUUCUGGAGGAACAAGAGAAACUUCUGCUGGCCCAGAUGGAAGAGGUGGAGAAGGAGGUGGUAAAAAACCGGGAUCAGCAUCUGGUCAAGUUUUCUGAAGCCCUCUCUUCUCUGGCCAGCCUCAUCCAGGAGAUGGAGAAGAAAUGUCAGCAGCCAGCCACUGAACUCUUAUGGGAUGUCAGAAGCACCUUGCUAAGAUAUGAAGAAAAGGAGGCAUUUGAGAAUCCAGCAGCUUUACCGCUUUCAUUGAAGUGGCGCAUUUGGGACUGCUCGGAUUUAAAUCUCUUUUUGGAGGGCAUCAAAAAGCAACUCAGGCACAAGGGUCUGCUGUUCACUUUCGGUCCCUUUGUUUCUACAGACUCUCUGGAUUUUGGACUUCACCCACUUGAGAAAGCAAAUGUGACUCUGGAUCCAGACACGGCCCAUCCCCGACUCAUCCUGUCUGAGGAUCGGAAAAGCGUGAGGGAAGGAGGAAAAACUCAGACUCUUCCAGACAAUCCUGAGAGAUUUGACACUUAUGGUGUUGUACUGGGCCGUGAGGGGUUCACAGGAGGCCGCCAUUUCUGGGAAGUCCUUGUGGGAAGUGAGGGAGGAUGGGGCGUGGGGGUGGCCAGAAAGUCUGUGAGGAGGAAGGGAAGGUUAUACUUCAUUCCUGAGGAAGGGAUCUGGGUGGUGGGGAAGUGGGCAGGGGGGUGUUACUGGGCUGUCAGAAAAGGCUCUUCUAUUUGCCUGACCCUGAGUGAGGAGCCCAAGAGGAUCCGAGUCUGUCUGAACUACGAUGGGGGUCGAGUGGCCUUUUUUGACACUGACCGAGGAGCCCUGAUCUAUGAGUUCUCUGGAGCCUCCUUCUCUGGAGAGACCCUCCUGCCCUACUUUUUGGUGUUUGAAAAAGCCCCCCUCAAACUCUCUUCUUAAGACCUUCUCUUCACGCCAGGAGCAUAAAAAUAUUGUUUCUCUGAAGCCCCCCCCCUUUUAGUCCUGCAAAGGCCUCUCCAGGCUCCCAGCCACCAAAACUGACUGGAGUAAAAUGGGGACAUUCCCCCCCCCCCAUUCCCCAACUUUCCUUUGUAUCUUAUCUGAAAAUAAGAGUAACAUAGUUCACUUCAUAAAGAAUAACAGGCUGGUUGAGGACAAGGAGGGCUCUGAAUAGAAACCCCCUGAUUCCCCUCAGCCUCCUCCUGCCCCCAUUCCUGUCGGGCACAAGAGCAACAACUAAAAAUAUCCUCCAGAGGAAAACGAGGCCCUGCAAGUUUAAAUGAAUAUUCUGGACUUUCUCUUUUCUUUGGUUUCGGGGCACCGCCUGUUAGGAUUCGCCUCUUCUCAGCAUUGCCUUUCUGGAGGGCUCUGAAGAUCCUUUCCCUGCCAAGGUUGCUACAUUAAUCACAGUUGUGUUUCAGACACCAGUAGCUGAAAAGAUGUCCAGCUUAUAAUAAAGUCGUGUUGCCUUGAAAA
Molecule: messenger RNA, 2345 nt
Organism: Sphaerodactylus townsendi
Lineage: Eukaryota; Metazoa; Chordata; Lepidosauria; Squamata; Sphaerodactylidae
Product: tripartite motif-containing protein 10-like
Exons: 9
Coding region: 231-1808 (525 amino acids)
Molecular function (GO): zinc ion binding; protein binding
Source: RefSeq, a predicted model, not a curated record